UCGAUCAACAGCGGAAUAUCGAUUUUGGUUACUGCAUCGGUAUGCAAAAGACACCAGAGUUUGCUAAUGAACUUUUAUUGGCACUAAGAGGAAGAGUAGAACAAGUUGCAGAAAUCACAAAAGCAGAACUCCACAAGCAUUGGCAUUGCAUUACCAAUCCCAGCUUCAGUUCGAGAGUACAACUCUUUUUCAACUUGUGUGAUAGAAAUAUGGAUGGAAGGAUUACUCACAUGGAAAUUAAGCAGGCUAUUUUGUUAAGCACCUCAUCUAAUAAACUCUCUGUGACUCAAAGAGAAGUAGAGCAAUAUGCUGAUCUGAUCAUGGAAAAACUAGACACUCAAAGCCUGGGCUACAUUGAGGUGUCCCAGCUAGAGACUCUCUUCAAACUAAACUCAUCUGAAGGCCAUUAUUCAACUGAUCUGAAAUCAUCAAGACCUGAUCAAGAUGAGCCAGGUAGAGAACCAUUUUCGACGGCUGAGAUCUUGUUUCGGACCCAUUGGCGACGAGCAUGGAUAGUGAUCUUGUGGUUGAUUGUCUGCUGUGCACUCUUUGGAUGGAAGUUCAGUCAGUAUAGCCAUAGGAAAGCAUAUGAGGUGAUGGGCUAUUGUCUCUGCACUGCCAAGGGAGCUGCUGAAACCUUGAAAUUCAACAUGGCUCUCAUCCUUCUCCCUGUUUGCCGGAACACGGUGACUUGGCUCCGUAAGCACCGUCCGAUUAGCUCGAUCAUUCCAUUUAAUGAUAAUAUCAACUUCCACAAGACGAUUGCAGGAGGGAUAGUUAUAGGUGUGAUCUUACAUGGAGGCACACACCUUGCCUGUGAUUUCCCAAGGAUCAGUGGCUCUGAUAGCACAAUUUUCCAGCAAACAAUCGCUGCCCAGUUCAGGUACCAUCAACCAUCUUACAUGGAGAUUUUGGCUACAACCGAGGCUAUGACCGGGAUUGCUAUGGUUAUUCUAAUGACCAUUGCAUUUUCUCUAGCAACAAAGUGGCCACGACGCCAGUCACCGUUGCUGCCUAGAUCUAUUCGACAAGUCACUGGAUUCAACACCUUUUGGUACUCACACCACUUGUUCAUCAUUGUCUAUGCAUUGCUCAUUGUUCACUCGAUGUUUCUUUUUCUAACCAAUGAUGUUACUGAGAAGACGACAUGGAUGUACAUUGCCAUUCCAGUUUUAUUGUAUUUUGGAGAGCGAACAUUUCGAGCUAUACGAUCAGAGUUGAGAGGCGUGAAGAUUCUAAAGGCAACAAUUUUCCCGGGAAAAGUUCUAUCCCUGAAAUUAGGCAAACUAGAAGGGUUCAAGUACAGAAGUGGCAUGUAUGUGUAUAUCCAAUGCCCUCAAAUUUCCCCAUUUGAAUGGCACCCAUUUUCCUUAACAUCUGGACCAGAGGAUGACCACCUAAGUGUGCACAUUAGAGCUCUUGGAGAUUGGAGUUACCAGCUAUAUAGUCUCUUCCAAGAGGCCAUUGUCUCUGCAGGGACCAUGGAGUACCCUAGAAUAUACAUAGAUGGACCCUAUGGUGCAGCUUCUCAAGACCAUAUCAAAUAUGAUAUCGCCGUAUUUAUCGGCCUUGGCAUGGGAGUCACACCUUUCAUUAGCAUCCUCAGAGACAUUAACUGUAUUCAAACACCACAUCAUGAUCAUAACUGCAGAGAAUCCGGUGCUAAAAAUUGCCCAUCAAAAGCCUAUAUGUAUUGGGUUACAAGAGAACAAUGCUCCUUCAAAUGGUUUAGAGAUGUCAUUAAGGAAAUAACAAAAACAAGCCUAAAGCAGGAUGUGAUUGAGAUGCACAACUUCCUAACUAGUGUUCAUGAAGCUGGGGAUGCAAGAUCAACUUUAAUAAGUGCAAUCCAAGCCAUGCAUCAUGCCAAGAAUGGCAUCGACAUUGUUUCACGAACUCAGGUACAAACACAUUUUGCUCGACCCCAUUGGCUCAAAAUCUUUUCAAAUUUGGCACGUCAACAUGGAGGAGCACGGAUAGGAGUUUUCUACUGUGGACCAUUGGAGUUGGCAAGAGAAUUGGAGAGGUUGUGCACCAAACUCUCAACCAAAAACACCACUAGAUUUGUAUUUCAUAAGGAGAACUAUUAGGUGCUUCUUUGACCAAUUCUGGUUUCUUCUACCAAAUUCCAGAAAUUCAAAAAAAAAAGGCAUUACCAACUACAGGGUUUAGUUGUAUUCAGAGAGGGAAAAAAACAAUUAGUUUGCAUCCUUUGCCUCUAGAUGAAUUGAAUGAAAUAAUUGCAUAAAUUUAUUCUA
Camellia sinensis is the source of this 2258-nucleotide messenger RNA. The record is from RefSeq and is a predicted model, not a curated record. Lineage: Eukaryota; Viridiplantae; Streptophyta; Magnoliopsida; Ericales; Theaceae.